AUGGCAUCAUCACAAAAAGAUAUUGAAUUAAGUCCAGUUAAUACAACAUCUGAUAAUAAUAAAGCGCCGGCUAGCGUACCUGUGCACGAUGAAGAAGAUGUUAUUAUUGGACGGUUUAGAAAAAUAAGUUCAGCAAAAUCAAUGGCUGCUACUAAUGGUAAUAUCCAGUAUCCUUCUGAGAUUAUUAAAAGUGACACUGACUUAGAGGCUGGGUUACAGUUUAAAGCAAAAGAAGGUGAAAAGCACAAGCUGCUUCCUGACACAGUUACCAAUGGUGCCGUGGUUCGGCCGACGUCCCCUGUAACGAAAAGUAGCUUUAGAGAUGUGGAGAAACCUUCUAGAUUUAGAGACCAACCAUCAACUACUAGAUUUCAGAUGGAAGAUAAACAAGACGAAGCAACAGAGUCUGACGGAUCAGGCAUGGAGAGUGACGACCCUUUAACCGCUACCGAUACUAAAUAUGGUAAAAGCUUUAGACAUUUCACACGUGAGGCGUUGCCGCGGCUGGAUAAUUACAGGAAUGUAUUAUCGCUUCACGCUGCACCGCGACCGACUUUAGACGAAUUACACAACGCUUCUCUAUCAAGGAAGCCAGGUCAAACUCUAGAGAAAGAACAUGGUGUACCCCCCAUGCCGUCUCCAAACGUGAAGUUUGGCUGGAUCAAAGGAGUGCUCAUGAGAUGUCUACUCAAUAUAUGGGGUGUUAUGCUAUUUUUGAGACUAUCUUGGGUCGUUGGACAAGCUGGAAUAGCGCAGGCAUCGCUUCUAAUCUUGACGACGUCCGUAGUGACAACUAUCACUGCGCUCUCUAUGUCCGCUAUAAGUACGAAUGGAGUUAUAAAAGGAGGUGGUACAUAUUACAUGAUAUCUCGGUCUCUUGGACCCGAAUUCGGGGGUUCGAUAGGGCUCAUAUUUUCCAUGGCGAACGCAGUCGCGUGCGCAAUGUACGUGGUGGGUUUUGGAGAGUCUCUCAUAACACUGAUACCUGAACACGCGUACAUGGUCAGCAAAAGUUGGGACCAAGCAAUUUAUGGAUGCAUAACCAUAGUGUUGCUGACGGGUAUCGUGAUAGUGGGGUUGGAAUGGGAGGCCAAAGCUCAGAUAGUGCUUCUAGUUAUUCUAUUGGCGGCCAUUUUGGAUUUUUGCAUCGGAGCCAUAAUGGGACCACAAGAUGAUACUGAAAUUGCUCAAGGAUUUGUAGGAUUUAACAUGUCUGUUCUUCAUAGUAACUUAGGGCCGGACUACAGGGAGUUUGAAGGCGUCCAACAUAAUUUUUUCUCAGUUUUCUCAAUAUUCUUCCCCGCUGCCACCGGGAUAUUGGCUGGUGCUAACAUAUCCGGAGAUUUAAAGGAUCCUCAAAAGUCAAUACCAAAAGGCACACUGCUGGCUAUCUUGCUGACGACGAUCUCGUACGUGCUGAUCGCGGUGAUCGCGGGCUGGACUGUGCUGCGCGACGCGUCGGGCGACGUGGCCCACGUGGCCGCCUGGACCAUGGACCGCUGCAGGGACAAUGGCACUUGCGGCUAUGGAUUGCACCAUAGUAAUGAUGUAAUUCGUCUAGUGUCAGCGUUUGGGCCGCUGAUAUACGGCGGGUGCUUCGCUGCCACCCUCUCCUCCGCGCUGGCCUCGCUCGUGUCCGCGCCUAAAGUGUUUCAGGCGCUAUGUCAGGACAAACUGUAUCCAUACUUGGAUUUCUUCGCUAAAGGCUACGGCCCCAACAACGAGCCGGUGAGAGGAUACGCGCUCACUUUUGUUAUUGCCGUUAGCUUCAUACUUAUGGGUGGUUUAAAUCAAAUAGCACCUUUAAUAUCAAACUUCUUCCUGGCCGCGUACGCGCUCAUCAACUUUGCCACCUUCCACGCGAGCCUCGCUAAACCCGUCGGCUGGAGACCCACUUUCAGGCUGUACAACAUGUGGCUGUCGCUGGGCGGCGCGGUGGUGUGCGUGGCCAUCAUGUUCGUGAUCUCGUGGGGCACGGCGCUGCUCACCUUCGCCUGUCUGCUGGCGCUGUACCUGCUCGUGUCUUAUAGGAAACCUGAUGUGAACUGGGGAUCAACGACACAAGCGCAGACUUACAAAGCGGCGCUGUCCGGCGUGCACCAACUGAACAGGGUCACUGAGCAUGUUAAAAAUUAUAGGCCACAAAUUUUAGUGUUAACGGGCUUCCCCGCCGAGAGGCAGCUACUAACUGACUUUACUUAUCUCCUCACUAAAGGACUGUCGUUGAUGCUCUGUGGACAUAUUAUGACGUCGCAAGUGAACCAUCGCACUCGAGAGGCGCUGACGAAUCGCGCCAACCACUGGUUCAUGAAGCGCAAGAUAAAGGCUUUCUACACGCUGAUCGAUGACGUCACCUUCAAAGAUGGCGCCAGUGCUCUAAUACAGGCUAGCGGUGUGGGCAAGUUGAAACCUAACAUACUCAUGAUGGGUUUCAAGGAGGACUGGCAGACUUGCAGCAGGAGCGAGCUGGCCGAAUAUGUCGAUGUCAUGCACAAGGCGCUGGACGUGCACAUGGCGCUGGCGCUGCUGCGCGUGGCGGGCGGGCUGUGCGGCGGCGCGCUGGACGACGACGUGGCCGCCUGCCUGCGCGCCGCCGGCCCCGCCGACCCCGCCGCCGCCGACCCCGCAGCCCUCUGCCGUUCAAUGGGCGACAACAGUCUUAAAGAAUCAAAAUCCACUGAAAGCUUGAAUUCUCAGUCAAGAGACGACAGCAGCCUGUCGGACGUGUCGGUGUCGGGCGAGCGCCGCGUGUCGCCGCACCCCGCCGCCAAGCACCGCAAGCCGAAGGACACUAAAACGCUAAGCGAUGUGGUGCGUCGUAUCGGCAUCGCGAGGGCUCGGCGCGCGUCGUCCUUCACCUCAGUAGAGCAGUUCACCAAGAAACAGCCCGGCACUGUUGAUGUGUGGUGGCUGUACGAUGAUGGCGGGCUGACGCUGCUGCUGCCGUACAUCCUGUCGACGCGGCGCGCGUGGGCGGCGUGCCCGCUGCGCGUGUUCACGCUCGCCAACAAGCACACCGAGAUGGAGAUCGAGGAGCGCAAUAUGGCGUCCCUUUUGUCCAAAUUCCGCAUAGACUACUCGGCAUUGAAAAUGAUCUCCGACGUGACGAAGAAACCGAAAGACUCCACCCUCGCCUAUUUCGACGAACUCAUCGCACCCUUUAAGACGACUGACGAGACCGAUGAUAACAUGGGCAUAACGGAGGCGGACCUGCUGGCGGCGCGCGCGCGCACGCACCGCUACCUGCGCGUGCGCGAGCUGGUGGGCGCGCAGUCGGCGGGCGCGCGCCUGGUGUGCGUGACGCAGCCCAUGCCGCGCCGCCGCCUGCCCGCGCCGCUCUACGCCGCCUGGCUGGCCGCGCUCGCGACCGCCGCGCCGCGCGUCAUGCUCGUGCGCGGGAACCACGCGGCCGUACUCACCUUCUAUUCA
Brenthis ino (lesser marbled fritillary) is the source of this 3429-nucleotide messenger RNA. The record is from the annotation of a GenBank genome assembly. NCBI's taxonomy places the organism in Eukaryota, Metazoa, Arthropoda, Insecta, Lepidoptera, Nymphalidae.